Molecule: messenger RNA, 1165 nt
Organism: Onychomys torridus (southern grasshopper mouse)
Lineage: Eukaryota; Metazoa; Chordata; Mammalia; Rodentia; Cricetidae
Product: mas-related G-protein coupled receptor member H-like
Exons: 1
Coding region: 1-966 (321 amino acids)
Biological process (GO): G protein-coupled receptor signaling pathway
Cellular component (GO): membrane
Molecular function (GO): angiotensin receptor activity
Source: RefSeq, a predicted model, not a curated record
AUGGAGCCAUUGGCAACGACCUUUUGGCCUCUGGAAUCCGCACAACACACCGGAAACAAAUCUCUAAAUGAAACCACCUCGUCUCCCCAGCAAGUGCCUGAGUAUAGUUAUGUUUCUAUCUUCCUGGUGAUGUGUAUGCUGGGACUGGUUGGGAAUGGACUUUUGAUAUGGUUCCUAAUCUUCUGUGUCAAGAGGAAGCCAUUCACCAUCUACCUCCUACACCUCGCCAUCGCCGACUUCAUGAAUCUCCUUUGUUCAUCCAUCAUUCAACUAGUGGACAUCUUCCACAUCCAUAAUGUCAACUUGCUGACUUACGCCAUCUUCCUCAUGAUCUUUGGCUACAACACGGGCCUGCACCUCCUCACAGCCAUCAGCGUGGAACGGUGCCUCUCAGUACUUUACCCAAUCUGGUACCAGUGCCGACGCCCAAAGCACCAGUCCUCUGUGGCCUGUGCACUGCUGUGGGCCCUGUCUGUUCUCGUGUCUGGGUUGGAGAGCUUCUUUUGCAUUCUGGAAGUGAUGCCCCAAUUCCCAGAGUGCCGUUAUGUGUACAUAUUUUCCUGUGUCUUGACAUUCCUGAUCUUUGUUCCUCUCAUGGUCUUCUCCAAUUUAAUCCUCUUCAUCCAGGUCUGCUGCAACCUGAAGCCAAGGCAACCAAUCAAACUCUAUGUGAUCAUCAUGGCCACGGUCAUCCUGUUUCUCGUCUUCGCCAUGCCCAUGAAAGUGUCGCUUAUCAUCGGCUACUAUUUGGACACAACAGAUGAGUCUGUGUGGAAAUCCCUCCCUUACCUGAACAUGCUGUCCAUUAUUAACUGCGGCAUCAACCCAAUUGUCUACUUUGUGGUAGGCAGCCUGAGGCAGAGGAGGAGUAGGAAGUCCCUAAAAGAAGCACUGCAGAAGAUCUUUGAGGAAAAGCCAGUGGUGGACUCGAGGGAGAAUGUUGCACAAUUCUCUCCACCUUCGUGACCUUCUGCUAGGACAUCCCCAAGGCAGGAUUCCCUGUGUGGGAAAAUAACACAAUUCUGAAACCAUUUUCCUACCUGGCGGCUCAUCUAAGAUAAAAGAGAAAGUCCUUCAUUCCUCCUGGAAAUAAAUGAUAACAAAACACACUGUACAAAUGACACACUUGGCCACUGAUAACUUGAGGGGAGCUAAUAAUUUUUGC